AUGUACAUUGGCGGCGGCCUGGGGCCGUUCAGGCAUCCUCCUGUCCAUGAGACAAUCACGCUGGCAGCAUUGAUACACUCCGAGUUCAAGCUCGAUCCAGCGACAACAUACCUCAAUCUGAUUCUUGAAAAACAAGCCGAUAUUUUGGAGUUCCUGCGCGGGAUUGUUUGGAACGAUGAUCCUUCAAAUCUGCUGUUCAACAACCAAGGGUGGUUCAAUCCGAGCAAUGAGAACUACAGUCGUGGCAUCGGGAAAGACUGGGCAGUGCAGUUCGCCGAUGGCGCUAUCUUUGAUGCCGACUGCACGAAGGAUGGAUGGCUAGGGCACAAGAAUCUCAUCGCGCGAUCACAUUUCGGGGAUUUGCAAUUCCUACACAGCAUGGCCGAUGCUCCAGGAGAAGCCCCCGAAGAGACGAAACGGAAGAUCAUGAUGUGGCUCCAGAUCAUGUAUCGGGUUGCUCUGGGCGAGAUCACCAACGAAGUGAAGCUUCGCGACAUCAAGACCAUAGGUGAUGGAACUGAGACGACGUACCCGCUACGCGACCUUUUUGAUGAGGGAACAAUACCGAAUGAGAAUGACACGGUCAACACGCUGCUCACAACGAACGGCACGUAUCGAAAAGUGAUGCAUGAUCGCCGUGCAUUGGGGAGUUGCUUGCACCUCAUUCAGGACUCAUAUGCUCGCGGCCAUUGCCAUCGCGAAUUGCUCUCUGACAGCAUCCCUAGACGUUAUGGAAGGAUCGUGAAUUUCCACUCUUUUCGAGGCCAGAAUGCGGAGGAGCAUCAGAAGUACGAUUUUGGAGACAAAGAGUUCGACAAUGUCAACGUCUCUGAUAUCUCAGUGUACGAAGACAUGGAUGGGUGCACUGAUGCUGUACAUGCAAGCACAAAACUGAUCGAUUUCUGGAUGAGAAAGGCUCCAUGGGACGAAGUACGAGAAUGGCUGGAGGAUGAAGUCUUUGCGAUUUCUCCUGAUGUCACACCUUCAAACACGAGAGUCGACUAG
Molecule: messenger RNA, 1005 nt
Organism: Cercospora beticola
Lineage: Eukaryota; Fungi; Ascomycota; Dothideomycetes; Mycosphaerellales; Mycosphaerellaceae
Source: RefSeq, a predicted model, not a curated record